Molecule: messenger RNA, 591 nt
Organism: Aegilops tauschii subsp. strangulata
Lineage: Eukaryota; Viridiplantae; Streptophyta; Magnoliopsida; Poales; Poaceae
Source: RefSeq, a predicted model, not a curated record
AUGGCGCCACCUCCUCCUGCCACACCCCCAGCAGCGCUCACGUCCUCACUUGUCCCCGCAUCCCCCGCGGCAUCAGAGGCCGCGGGUGGUGGAGCCUUCGAGGUAGUUGGCUGGGCCGAAGGGCCAGACUUCUUCUUCUUGGGCGCCAUGGUCGAUUGCGUCGCCGAAGACGAAGAUGGCAAUGAAGAUGAUGCGCUGUGCACGCUUUCAGGGGCGUGGGCUCCGUUUGUCAUUGGCCCAGAGGCCAUACAGGGCACGGGCGACGGGUUACGGGCGCGCCCCGUUCGGGCGCAUGCCCAGGGGCACGCGGGCGUGGGCGCUGGCGGCCACGGCGGGGCACGGCGCCGGCCAGGGAUGGGCGCAGGGGCGCAACCCGCCCAGUGCGGGGCGAGGUUGCCGGUGACGGGGGAGGCCGCCCAGGAGGGCGCAGCUGUGGUGGCAGGCGCCGGGCGCCGAGACUGCGCGGGGGCAUGGCACGGCAGCAGGGCCACCCGGGGCGGAAGCGGAGCGAACGCAGGGCACCGCAGCGGGGGUCACGGGCACGGCGAGCGCGGCCCCGGAGUGAGGCAGGGCGCGGGAGCGGCGUCGUAG